Molecule: messenger RNA, 3544 nt
Organism: Cheilinus undulatus (humphead wrasse)
Lineage: Eukaryota; Metazoa; Chordata; Actinopteri; Labriformes; Labridae
Gene: ell
Product: elongation factor RNA polymerase II
Exons: 12
Coding region: 20-1948 (642 amino acids)
Biological process (GO): transcription elongation by RNA polymerase II; snRNA transcription by RNA polymerase II; positive regulation of transcription elongation by RNA polymerase II
Cellular component (GO): transcription elongation factor complex
Molecular function (GO): cis-regulatory region sequence-specific DNA binding
Source: RefSeq, a predicted model, not a curated record
UGGUGGGAACGGUAGCAAGAUGGCGGCGCUGAAGGAGGAGCAGUGCUACGGACUGUCCUGUGGAAGAGUGAGCAACGGUAGCAAUGUCUCCGUCUUUCACGUUAAACUCACUGACAGCGCACUGAGAGCGUUUGAAGGCUACCAGAGCAGCAAGGUGCUGUCAUCACGACCAUUGAUAAGGUUUAAUGGCAACCAAGGGAAAAUUUCAAUACCACGGUCAGAAAAUUCCAGUGAACUGCAAACAUUUACUUUCUAUUUGUCCAAUGUGGGCAGAGAUAACCCCCAGGGCAGCUUCGACUGCAUCCAGCAGUACAUCACAAGUGAGGGGAGCAUUCAGCUGGACUGCCUGGGUGGGAUUCAGGACAAGAUUACAGUUUGUGCCACAGACGACUCCUACCAGAAGGCCAGGGAAAGCAUGGCCCAAGUCGAAGAGGAGACUCGCAGUAGGAGUGCCAUCGUCAUCAAGCCUGGGGGAAGAUACGUAGGUAAGAAGGUUCAGAUCCGUAAACCUGCACCUGGCCUCUCAGACGUCGCCCCAUUAAGGAGAACGUCUCGACCGGUCAUCAUCUCCAGCAGCACCCUGAAGAAAGGCACAACUCAGCACAGGCCGCUCAGAGAGCGUCUGCUACACCUGCUGGCCCUCAAGCCUUAUAAGAAGCCUGAGCUGAUCCUGAGGCUGCAGAAAGACGGCCUCUCAGCAUUAGACAAAGACUCUCUGGAUAGUCACCUGCAACAGGUGGCAAACCUGAAUGGGAGAGACAACACCUUCACAUUAAAGGACUUUUUGUACAAAGAAAUUCAGAAGGACUGGCCUGGCUACACAGAAGGAGACCAGCAGCUACUCAAGAGAAUACUUUUCCGGAAACAGAGCCAGGCCCAGAACAGCUCUGCCCCUCCAUUGGAGAGCCCGCCCAAAGAGCUGGCCAGCAGUUCACCAUCUCAGAAACGGCCAAAUGCUGACUUCAUUGACCCUCUCGCCAACAAAAAGCCCAGGAUAUCACACCUCGCCAGCAAGGCUGCAACAGCCACAGUUAAUGGCAAGCUCAGCACCUCCAACGGAAGAGGAGAAUCGGGUGGAGCGCAGGCAGGAGUGGUGGUUUCUAUGUCAGACGGCGGCAUGACAUCCAGCUCCAUGCCACUGCCCAUGCUGGACAUCCCUCGGCCCUUUGAAGCGUUGUCAGACGUCAGCAACGACUCCAGCCACAACGGGAGAGACUGUGACUCUCAGGAAACAGCCGUGUCUGAGAGGCUCAGCCAGCCUCCUUCACUGUUCUCGAGCACAGUGACACUCACAGCGUCCAGCAUCAGCAUGUUAUCUCCCAAACACACAGUCCUGGACGCCCCUACAGACAAGAGUCCUUCAUCCUUGAACAGCAAAUCCAGAAAGAAGUCGAAAAAGCAUAAAGACAAGGAGAAGAGCAAAGACAGGGAGAGGGUGAGAGAGAAAGGGCAGGAGAAGGAGAGAAAAAGUCGUGAGGAGCCUGUACCUGAGCUGAACAGAGCCUGUGAGCUGAGCCAAGGAAACCUCAAAAGCAACAGUAUUCCACAUAAAAGCACAGAUCUAAAUGGAAUGUGCAACAGUACCAGUAUUUCUCUGUCAGCACCCGAGGUGGCAGACUAUUUAUUGAAGUACACAGUGAUCGACUCUCCAGAGCAGCGUCAGAAGUACAAAAAUGAUUUCAACACUGAGUACAGUGAGUACAGGGAUCUGCAUGCACGGAUAGAAGGCAUCACCCGGCAGUUCACUGUGCUUGACAAUGAGCUCAAACAGCUUCAGCAAGGCACAGACAAGUACCAGACAAUCCACAAUCAGAUACUUGAGGAGUAUCAUAAAAUUAAAAAGACUAAUCCAAACUAUAGUCAAGAGAAGAACCGCUGUGAAUAUCUACACAACAAACUGGCACAUAUAAAAAGACUUAUUGCUGAGUACGAUCAACAGCAACUUUAGAGCUAGUUUGUUAGACAUUGUUUCCCUGUUAUCUCUGGAAACCAAGCAGAUAAAGGAAAACUCUGGAUUCCGCUUGUGCUAAAUAAAUGUUCUCAAGAAAGAUGCCAUGAAGGGAGUAUUCCCCUCACCGGGGCCAAAGGCUCCUGUGAAGACUGAGCAGGACACAAUCUGUUUCUCUCUUCCCUUUCAUUUUCUUUUAUUUUUCUUUUUUAAGAGGUGGGCCCGGUCCAUCUGUGUAGUUACAAAGCAUCCAUUAAGAAAGGUUCUUUUUGGCUUUGUUUUUGUGGACAGCCCACCCUGCUUAUAUUGCACAGAGGUCUGAUGGAGCCACAUAGAAAAGUGUUCCCACUUUCUUGGGAGAUGAGCCUUCAGCUUGUUGGCCAAAUGUAACAAAUUUGUUUUGAGUUCAGAGAAAAUUAAGUGAAUUUUCCCAUUACUGAAUCCAAUGGUUUGGACGUUGAAUUUCUUUUUAUUUAUUAUUCACACUUAACCGGGGAGGGGCUGGGUCUGUUUUACACUCCUCAAUAUCAGUACUUAAAAGCUGUCUCUCUUAUUUUCUGUCCUCACAUCUUGAAUGUUUGCCAGUAUUUUAUUCAGAAGCUGCCUUGCCCAUUUGAGCGUCCAUCUGUUGGCGUUAAUUGUUUUUCUCUUUUGAAGAGAUGCAGUUAUAACUAUUGAUUAAAUCAAAACAAUGCCUCCAAAUGCACACAGUCAGAUGCACUUUUUUGCAUCUGGCUUUUUCUUUUCAAAAAUCAUGAGCAGAUGUCUUAACAGAGGGAUGUGUUUGCAAGUUUUCAGCCAUUGUUGAGCUGUCUUUGAGCACUGUCCCUUCACUUAGUUGUUUAGGUGGUUACAGCAGAGGUCCUUCGUUAUGCUUCAUUAAAUAGCUCUCUCUAAUUGGUUGUCUUUUCAGUUAAGGUCAUGAUGGCUUUUGUAGCAAUAGGAUUGUUAAAUAUUAUCUUCAUGCUUCAAAAGAUCCUUGAAUUGUAAGAUGAUGCAGAGGAGGGAGCGGAUCUGGAAGCUUUGUGUUUCUUAAAAAUGUUAUCAAUUAGCCACUGUUCUGACAUCUGAGUCACCAUCUUUGUACCCUUUAAGAGUUCAAGUUGUGUUUACAGUGUCUUUAAAAAGACCAGUUGUUAUCUCUGCUCAUCGACCCACAUGCUAGUCCAUCGCGACGACUGUUAAGACGAAGCCAUCCUUGAUCACCCUCCAGGGAGAGCAUCUCAGAGAAGGAGGGCUCACCUGUGACCAGUUUUUGCCUUUUCAAAUGUGAUGUCAGAUAUUCAUUCAAUUUAUCUCCUGGAUCAGCUCUCCUCUCUGAGGCGUCAAUUAGAAAUGCUGUUUCAGAACUUUUCCCUGACGGACCAGCGUGUCGAGUUUCGUCAGCGAAUGCAUUUCUUUCUAUCGACCUUUUUAUGUGAAUAUGAAAAAAAUCAGCACUUUUUUCUCCUGAUCUUGCUGUUACCUGGAAGGUUUUUUGUCCAGUGACCUUUCUCUUUGUCCAUCAGAGUGCAUGCUUUAUGAAUGUGUGUUGUAUCUUUACUUGAAAAAAAACUGCCCAAGGAUCUUAGAAUCCAAGGAAACGCCUAGUCCACU